This is a messenger RNA of Sipha flava (yellow sugarcane aphid), 2472 nucleotides long. Its product is annotated as decaprenyl-diphosphate synthase subunit 2-like. Gene Ontology annotation, biological process: isoprenoid biosynthetic process; ubiquinone biosynthetic process. Gene Ontology annotation, cellular component: transferase complex; mitochondrion. The transcript is spliced from 7 exons. Gene Ontology annotation, molecular function: prenyltransferase activity. NCBI's taxonomy places the organism in Eukaryota, Metazoa, Arthropoda, Insecta, Hemiptera, Aphididae. The record is from RefSeq and is a predicted model, not a curated record. Bases 681 to 1946 code for a protein of 421 amino acids.
UCGUACGGAUCCCUCAACACACAAACGCACGUCGCGUCGCACACAACACGUUCGACGCGCCGACCCGGUCCGCACUGGAUCCACGUGAGCGACGACACGAAAGCCGUUAUUAUUAUUAUUUUUUUUUUUGACAAUAUUUCGGACGUAUGUUAUUGUUGAAAUUAUUUCGAUUGUCGGUUGAAACGAUCGAUUCGAUUCUCACGUUCCCACAGGAUAAUCCGUGCGAAGCUGUGCACUUGUGACUUCGGACCAGCGAACGGGUGGGCGAUCGUCGAGGGAUCUUCGCGCUGAUUCGCAGCCGUCGGAUCUGCACCGCGGUCGCACGCGAUCGGUUCGGCCCCGCUCCGAACGGCUGUCCCGUCGGCUACCGACACGUGUGCUGACCGCGCGGCACAUGCAUCGGAAACACGACAUACAGUGAGUACUAAUUGGCACACGUAAUACGAGUACAGAGUGCGAGCAUCGAAAAAGUCAUUCUAUACAACAACGUACAGUUAUUGUACGACAUUACCGGGAGAGUACGUCGCGCGCCAACUCGUAACACGUGCCUACCCGUUGCCGCGACUCCCGUCUGCACCGUCUUCCACCGGUGUGCGAUACGUGCGUCUUCCGCGCAGUUAUCUCGCGGCCACGCAUUCAACGCCACGUCCGUCGUCCGACUCGCACCGCCGGUGCACCACAUGAACGCCGCGCCGUUAACCACCGCGGCGGCUGCGGCCGUCCGGGAACUGCGGCGCACGUACGGCUCGGCCGCGACGGCCGCGCACCGUGGCCGGCGUCGCGCACCGCAGACGGCCGACUGGAACCGCGUGGUGUCCGAGGCUGAGAAGGUGGUCGGGUACCCGUCGUCGUUCCUGAGCCUCAGGUGGCUGCUCAGCGACGAGAUCGCCAACGUCGCGCUGCAUCUGCGCAAGCUGGGCACAUCCAACCAUCCACUGCUGAAGGUCGCUAAGGGCCUGCUGCAAAACAGCCGAGACAACAUGCAGGCUUGGGGCCUAGUGGUGUUGCUUUUGUCCAAAGCGGCCGGCCACCUGAACGUGGACAGCUCUGCAGACGAAGACGAGUGCGGUGUGUUACGCAGCCAAAGGGCCCUGGCCGAGAUCGCCGAGAUGAUCCGCACCAGUCAUCGGAUGCACAACAGUUUGAUAAAUAUCAGGCCAGGACUGUUCUCGGAACCGGUGGUCCAUAACAGCAUGAGCUUCGGCAACAAGGUCGCGCUACUCAGUGGUGACUAUCUACUGGCUAACUCGUACAACGAACUGUCCGCGCUCAAAAACCCAAACCUGAUGGAGCUGAUCAGCAGCGCGCUCCGCGACCUGUCCGAAGCUGAAUUCCUGGGUCGUAGGGACGCGCAAAACAAUCCAUUGCCGUCGCCGUUCGAACCACUCGACCGUUGUCCACUCGGCUCCACCCGGCUGCACUUCAACCCGCUUCUGCAGCCACCCGGCCCGCUGGGCAACAUGCCGCUGACGCCGGCCCUGCGUGACUGGACCCGGUGCAAUGUGCUGUCGGCCGGUAGCCUAUUGGGCAAGACGUGCCAGGGCGCGCUCCUUCUAGCCGGCCACGGCGAACAUCUGCAGAAACAAGGGUUCUUGUUCGGUAAACACUUGUCGCUGGCCUGGCAGGCGUAUUUAGAUUUGGAACCGUUUUUGACCAGUUCGCCGUAUUCGCUGGGAAUCUCUUUUAAUUUGACUUCAGCGCCUGUUAUGUUUCAUCUCGAACACGACCCGGCGUUAUUUGAAGAAAUCGACAAAGGAGUGAAUACUGUUCAAGACAUCGACUACGUCAAAGUGCACGAUAUCGUGAUGAAAGGGCCCGGGAUCGAUUGCACGAAACAACUGCAAAAAGAGCAUUCGCGGAAAGCUAUGGAAGUGUUGGACGAGUUCGAGGAAAGUGACGCCAGGACAGCCUUAUCCAACAUCAUCGUCGCUAUGGACCGCGAAUAAGAACACGUAGGCAAAUCGAUGUCUAUCUCAAUACGUUUUGGGUUCUAAGCAGAGACAAGGAAGAAAUUGGGUAUUUUUAUUAUUUUUAUGAUUAUUAUCAUCAUCACAUUGCAUAGAAAACAGUCAACUAUCAAGGUCCGAACAAAAUGCAUGAAUGCAUAAAAACUGCAAGUACGAUGUGGUGCACUGAACAACGCGGAUCUAUGGAAUUCAUGUAUAAAAUUAUAUAAUAUUAUAUGCAGAACAAUUGGAUAUUAUUAUGUAGGCAUACAACUCGUUACAUAGUCCUUGCAGGGUCACGACUUAAAAUAUAUUCAUUCCGGGACGUUUUUAUGUAGGAGGUGUGGAUGUUAAAGUUGUUGUAACACGUCCACUCGUGUUAUAUGUUGGUGUGAAGAUUAUUUUUUUAUUUACUCUAUUAUCGAUAAGUUUAAACCGUAUACGCGGCACUUGUACAAAUAAAAAAUACACAUAUAUAUGGUGUGCAUGAUAAAACGUAUAAAUACAUUUUCGUUAUUAAUAUUAA